Molecule: messenger RNA, 2288 nt
Organism: Nanorana parkeri
Lineage: Eukaryota; Metazoa; Chordata; Amphibia; Anura; Dicroglossidae
Product: pseudouridine-metabolizing bifunctional protein C1861.05-like
Exons: 19
Coding region: 69-2222 (717 amino acids)
Molecular function (GO): pseudouridylate synthase activity; kinase activity
Source: RefSeq, a predicted model, not a curated record
CCCCACCAAGACUAAAUUGGUAAGGAGCAAAACCUCGUGUGUGUGUGUCUCCAUAGAGGUGACGGACUAUGUUGGCAUCUGCCCUGAGAAGAUGUUCUGCAGUGGUCCGGGCAGGGGUCCCCGUGACUCCGGGACAGGCGUAUCGUCAUAGUUCUACAUUCAGGAUUCACCCCAGUGUGGAAGAAGCACUGGCAGAGGGGAGGCCAGUCGUGGCCCUGGAGAGCACUAUUGUUACACAUGGAAUGCCCUAUCCACAAAAUAUCAGAAUGGCCAAUGAAGUGGAAGAAAUUGUUCAAUCAAAUGGGUCAGUACCAGCAACGGUGGGCAUUAUAGAAGGUAAAGUUCAUAUCGGGCUCUGUGAAGAGGAAUUGAAGUUCCUGGCGACCAGCAAAGGCUGUGUAAAAGUGUCCCGCAGAGACCUGCCACAUGUCCUCAGCCAGGGCCUCUCCGGGGGGAGCACAGUGUCUGGGACAAUGAUAGCGGCCCAUCACGCAGGGAUCUCCGUAUUUGUGACCGGCGGGAUAGGAGGGGUACACCGUGAUGGAGAGAACACCAUGGAUGUCAGCGCGGACUUGACUGAACUGGGGAGGACUCCGGUAGCCGUGAUAUCUGCUGGGGUAAAGUCCAUCCUGGACAUCGGCCGCACCCUGGAAUAUCUGGAAACAGAAGGGGUCUGUGUUACCACUUUUGGAGACUCCAGAGACUUCCCAGCUUUUUUCACCCCACGCAGUGGCUACCGGGCUCCGUGUAAUGUCUGCAAUGAAGAAGAAGCUGCAAGGCUUAUUGCCCAUUCCCUGGAGCUCAGACUGGGCAGCGGAGUCCUUAUCGCUGUUCCCAUUCCUCCGGAGCAUGCUGCCUCUGGAGAGAUGAUAGAGAAGGCCAUUCAGCAAGCACUGAAGGAAGCCAGGCUGCAGGGCAUCAGUGGAAAAGAUGUGACACCUUUUGUCCUACAAAGAGUGAAUGAGUUGACUGGAGGAAGAUCACUGGAAUCUAAUAUUGCUCUCGUAAAGAAUAAUGCCAAGGUGGGAAGUCGCAUUGCCGCAGCCCUCAGCCAGAUUCAAAAACCCAAAGGGGGCAUAAGGAAAGACACCCGCCAGCAGGAAAGACAGACCGAUGAGAACCAGGAUUCCAAGCCGGUGGUAAUUGGUGGCAUCAAUGUGGACUUUAUUGCAAAGGCAUCUCAGGAUAAAAUGGAGUUUGGAGGACAGACCAAUCCCGGACAGGUUCACCAGUCAUUUGGCGGUGUGGGCAGGAACCUAGCAGAUUGCCUGAGUCGGCUGGGAGUGAGACCUCUGUUCAUUUCUGCCAUGGGGCAAGAUGACCUGUCUCGCUCUGUUCUACAAUACUGCUCUCACAUGGACAUGCGAGGCGUGGCACAACUGAAGGGUCACAGUACAGCCACUUACUGCGCUGUCAUUACUGGCAGCGGGGAUCUGAGCCUUGGAGUGGGUGACAUGGAGAUCCAUCAGCAGAUUACUGAGAAACACAUAUCUCAGUUUGCAGAUAGUUUACGUCAGUCGCGCCUGGUGUGCAUAGACGGGAAUGUACCUGUGUCCACUAUCCAGUAUGUGUGUGAGAUUACACGGGAGAACAGAGUGCCAGUUUGCUAUGAACCUACAGAUAUAGACAAAGCUUCUAAACCCUUCACAUCUGACAGCUGGACGGCCUUAACCUACAUCUCACCGAACGUUAAGGAGCUCAUUUCCAUCAACAGAACAUUGGGCUAUUCGGUGGACUUCGAUGUUCCACGCGAAUUGGAUGAUGUCAUAGACAUGGCAAUCACCCUGUCAUUGCCCCUUCUGGAGAACCUGUACUGCGUCAUUGUAACCCUGGGAGCUCAUGGGGUCCUUCUGUGUGGUCACAGCUGUCACGGGCUAUUGUCUCUCCAUCCUAAAGACAAGACUUCACGGGGAGAUCUGUGUGCCGUCCAUUAUCCUGCAGCCCCCAUCUCUAAUGAAGAAAUUGUGAAUGUCUCAGGAGCUGGAGACAGCCUUAUGUCUGGUCUUCUGUCUGGGGUGCUAGAGAAACUGGACACUGACACUUGUGUCCGAAUGGGACUCCUGGCAGCCCGCUUGUCCCUCCGAUCCCGUGGGCCCAUCUCACAGAUCAUCUCUUCCACCAGUGUCAGCGUGCGGAAGGUAGCAGAGGAGACGUGGCCUGAACCCCGUGUCUGGACCAUCCAUCCGACCAAUGGGAAGUCCUUCCUUAGGACCAGCCAUUAACAGGCAUCAGGGUGGAACCAGUGAUUGGGUAAAAUGAACUUUGUCAGGGUGGCUCAUUUUCUCACC